Molecule: messenger RNA, 564 nt
Organism: Scheffersomyces stipitis CBS 6054
Lineage: Eukaryota; Fungi; Ascomycota; Pichiomycetes; Serinales; Debaryomycetaceae
Product: mitochondrial 37S ribosomal protein bS21m
Exons: 1
Coding region: 1-564 (187 amino acids)
Biological process (GO): translation; mitochondrial translational initiation
Cellular component (GO): mitochondrial small ribosomal subunit; ribosome
Molecular function (GO): structural constituent of ribosome
Source: RefSeq, a predicted model, not a curated record
AUGUUUAAAAGCGCCAUGCACAGAAGCGUGGGUGUGAUACCUCGCUCUUUGGCUAUUACUUCGUUCAACAAGCAGUUCGUGGGUGCUCCUGUAGCACUUGUUCGUUACAAUUCUUCAUUUGAUCAAUUGAAAAAUUCCAAGGCUAACCAAAAAAGCUCCAACUCAAAAAAGAACAAUAACGGCAUUAAUGACAUAAACGAGUUAUUGAACUCGUCGUUGGAGCUUUCUGAAAAUUCUGCAUUUUUACAUUCCAAGUCCAGCGACUAUGGUUUGGGAGACGUUGUUCCAAACCCAAGAGAUGUAGCCAAAAACAUCAGAGAAAUGGGUCCAGUUGCUGGUAGAGCUGUAGAUGUUCACUACGGUGGAUUGGGCAAGGCAUUCGCCGGAGUGAGAAGACUCGGGUUCACCAACAAAAUAAAGCAUUACCAAAAGGUGCAGGAGAGAUACAUCCGUCCAGCCAAGUAUGCUAAGCAGAAGAAGAGAGAAUGGUGGAGAAGAAAGUUCUCCGAAGGGUUCAAGGACUUGAUGUCGCAAGUGAACGAUGCCAGAAGAAGAGGAUAUUAA